Molecule: messenger RNA, 3028 nt
Organism: Nycticebus coucang (slow loris)
Lineage: Eukaryota; Metazoa; Chordata; Mammalia; Primates; Lorisidae
Gene: SLC6A1
Product: solute carrier family 6 member 1
Exons: 16
Coding region: 739-2538 (599 amino acids)
Biological process (GO): neurotransmitter transport; sodium ion transmembrane transport
Cellular component (GO): axon; plasma membrane; cell surface
Molecular function (GO): gamma-aminobutyric acid:sodium:chloride symporter activity
Source: RefSeq, a predicted model, not a curated record
UCUUAGGAAAGCCUGGAACUUCAAACCAGAACGCCUUCAAGACACUCUCCAGCUUUUGCUCUUGGAUUUUCUUCCUCCGCGGCAGACCAACUCUGCUGCUCUGAGUUCAAGAUGGGCAGAGGAUGACUGCCCCGUCACUGCCAAGUUGCUCCCAGACUGCCCCUCUACCUGGGUCCCGUGACAAAUUCCCAGAGAAUGUGUUUGAUUGGCUCACUGGGGUCAAGGGAUCAGUCCUGGCCCACGGUGACUGGAUCAUUUCGAACAAAUAAGGCCGCUGGAGCCCACAGGGGGAGACUGUGGGGACAAUUGAGGACUAAGGCUGUCUCUCCUGCGUAUCCCGUCACUCCCUGGUAGACCACAGCAUCCUGCCAUUCGUGAGGAUGGGAGGUGGCCGCCCUACCUGAGCUCCCCCUGGUUACCAUGCCCAGACCAAGACCUAGAGGGGCAUCCCAAGCCUGUCGGAUAUGGAGCAGCUCAAACGAAGCAGGCCGUCCCUGGGAACAAGAAGCAGAGUGCGUAAAGACGGGAUUGUCCGAAGAUGGUCCGCUUCUCCAUGAACUCUGGGAGGAGACGAUGGUGUUUGGCUGUCACCCCGGCUUGGUGAAGGGAGCCUUUCCAGAGCCGACGCAACACAGAAGAUCAUCAGGGUGACCUUGAACCGCAAAACUGCUGUCCACGUGGACCGGGGCUGACAUAGCACGUCCCUCUGCCAGGACCCCUGUGUCCAAACUCCGAGACAUGGCGACCAAUGGCAGCAAGGUGGCUGAUGGGCAGAUCUCCACAGAGGUCAGCGAGGCACCUGUAGCCAAUGACAAGCCCAAAACCCUGGUGGUCAAGGUGCAGAAGAAAGCAGCAGACCUUCCCGACCGGGACACGUGGAAGGGCCGCUUCGACUUCCUCAUGUCUUGUGUGGGCUACGCCAUUGGCCUGGGCAAUGUCUGGAGGUUCCCCUAUCUCUGCGGGAAAAACGGUGGCGGAGCCUUCCUGAUCCCCUACUUCCUGACGCUCAUCUUUGCGGGGGUCCCCCUCUUCCUGCUGGAGUGCUCCCUGGGCCAGUAUACAUCCAUUGGGGGUCUGGGGGUGUGGAAGCUGGCCCCCAUGUUCAAGGGUGUGGGCCUCGCGGCUGCUGUGCUAUCAUUCUGGCUGAACAUCUAUUACAUCGUCAUCAUCUCCUGGGCCAUCUACUACCUGUAUAACUCCUUCACCACGACACUGCCGUGGAAACAGUGUGACAACCCCUGGAACACAGACCACUGCUUCUCCAACUACAGCAUUGUCAACACCACCAACAUGACCAGCGCUGUGGUGGAGUUCUGGGAGCGCAAUAUGCACCAGAUGACAGACGGGCUGGACAAGCCAGGUCAGAUCCGCUGGCCCCUGGCCAUCACGCUGGCCAUCGCCUGGAUCCUCGUGUAUUUCUGCAUCUGGAAAGGCGUUGGAUGGACUGGAAAGGUGGUCUACUUCUCUGCCACAUACCCCUACAUCAUGCUGAUCAUCCUGUUCUUCCGCGGAGUGACCCUGCCAGGGGCCAAGGAGGGCAUCCUCUUCUACAUUACACCCAACUUCAGAAAGCUGUCGGACUCCGAGGUGUGGCUGGACGCAGCUACCCAGAUCUUUUUCUCCUACGGGCUGGGCCUGGGAUCCCUCAUCGCCCUUGGGAGCUACAACUCUUUCCACAACAAUGUCUACAGGGACUCCAUUAUCGUUUGCUGCAUCAAUUCAUGCACCAGCAUGUUCGCAGGAUUCGUCAUCUUCUCCAUCGUGGGCUUCAUGGCCCAUGUCACCAAGCGGUCCAUUGCGGAUGUGGCGGCUUCAGGCCCUGGGCUGGCGUUCCUGGCGUACCCAGAGGCGGUGACCCAGCUGCCCAUCUCUCCCCUCUGGGCCAUCCUCUUCUUCUCAAUGCUGCUGAUGUUGGGCAUUGACAGCCAGUUCUGCACCGUGGAGGGCUUCAUCACAGCCCUGGUGGAUGAGUACCCCAGACUCCUCCGCAACCGCCGGGAGCUCUUCAUCGCGGCUGUCUGCAUCGUCUCCUACCUGAUUGGCCUCUCUAACAUCACCCAGGGAGGCAUUUAUGUCUUCAAACUUUUCGAUUACUACUCUGCCAGUGGCAUGAGCCUGCUGUUCCUCGUGUUCUUUGAAUGUGUCUCUAUUUCCUGGUUUUAUGGUGUCAACCGAUUUUAUGACAAUAUCCAAGAGAUGGUUGGCUCCAGGCCCUGCAUCUGGUGGAAACUCUGCUGGUCUUUCUUCACCCCAAUCAUCGUGGCGGGUGUGUUCAUUUUCAGUGCUGUGCAGAUGACUCCUCUCACCAUGGGAAGCUACGUUUUCCCCAAGUGGGGGCAGGGCGUGGGCUGGCUCAUGGCCCUGUCUUCCAUGGUCCUCAUCCCAGGGUACAUGGCCUACAUGUUCCUCACCUUAAAGGGCUCCCUGAAGCAGCGCAUCCAGGUCAUGAUCCAGCCCAGCGAAGACAUCGUUCGCCCAGAGAAUGGGCCGGAGCAGCCCCAGGCCAGCAGCUCAGCCAGCAAAGAGGCCUACAUCUAGGGGUGGGGGGCGCUCGCCGACCCAGCACUCUCACCCCCGACCUGGCUGAGCACGACCACCACUUGAUGUCCGAAGAUAGCUUCUAUCUCAACCUACCUCGAGUGGCGAGUCCAGACACCAUCACCAUGCAGAGAGAGGGCGGUGGGAGGACAGGGAAACCCCUGGGUGGGCUGCCCUGGGCACGGAUACCUGGGGGCUUCCAGCACCCUGUGGGCUAGUGACCAUUUAACCCUGGGCCCAUCAGCAUCCAGCGGUCGGCGUUUGUAACGGGCCAUAGAUCAUUUUUAUCCCGCCAGAGAGCAUGCCUGCCACAGUGAGGCCACUCACGCUCCUGGCUUUUAGUCUCAUUCCUGACUGUUCUCUUACUGCCGAAACCCACGACUGUUAUCGCGGACUUUGCAGGAGUUGCUUGCCCUCAGCACGCUGCUCUGCACACAUGGAAAGGGCCUUUUGUACAACGGGACCUCCAGGGAGAGCUCGCUCUUAAGUG